Pomacea canaliculata is the source of this 2973-nucleotide messenger RNA. RefSeq names its product conserved oligomeric Golgi complex subunit 8-like. Gene Ontology annotation, cellular component: COG complex. The record is from RefSeq and is a predicted model, not a curated record. The coding region runs from base 23 to 1837 and encodes 604 amino acids. Lineage: Eukaryota; Metazoa; Mollusca; Gastropoda; Architaenioglossa; Ampullariidae. The transcript has 12 exons. Gene Ontology annotation, biological process: intra-Golgi vesicle-mediated transport.
AUUUUGUUCCCAAACAACAAACAUGGCGGACAUAGACGUGGAAGAUGAAAACAUUCUGACGUCUAUUUUCAAAGACGCGUUUCCUGAGAGUUGGAUAGACAAUCCAGAUUUUGUGAGGUAUUUGGUAGAACUGAGUUCUUAUGGGGUCCAGAAACUGGCUCAGGAACCAGAUUACGGCUGGAUGUACCGGCGUAUGAACACGCUGACAUUACAAAGACAUACGCAGCUGUUAGAAGUGCUAGAAAUGCCCCAGCUCAUGGACACGUGUGUGAGAAAUGGAUACUAUGAGGAGGCACUAGAGUUAGCUGCCCAUGUUCGCAGACUGGAGAAAAAGCAUUCCACCAUUCCUGUCCUUAUGAGCAUUGUUGAGGAAGUUAAAUCAUCCACACAACUCAUGCUCAGUCAGCUGAUCCAGCAGCUCCGAACAAACCUCCAGCUGCCAGCUUGCUUGCGUGUCAUUGGUUACCUUCGACGCAUGGAAGUUUUCACUGAGCCAGAACUGCGGAUCAAAUUUCUACAGGCUAGAGAUUCAUGGUUCCAGAGCAUCCUGGAUGCAAUCCCAAGAGAUGACCCCUACACACACAUCACUAAAACCAUUGAAGCAAGCCGUGUGCACCUUUUUGACAUCAUGACCCAGUUCCGUGCAAUCUUUUCUGAUGAAGAUCCUAUUUUAUCUUCCAUGCAUGAAGAUAUCAUGCCAGAGUCAUCACUUUUUCACAGCUGGGUUGUACAAAAGGUGUCACAGUUUCUAACCACGCUGGAGCAGGAUCUUGAAAGAGGCAUUGGAGGUCGGCUCGAUUCCUUGUUGGGCCAGUGCAUGUACUUUGGCUUGUCCUUCAGUCGAGUUGGGGCAGACUUCCGUGGACUAGUGGCACCCAUCUUCCAGCGGGCUGCACUACGAUAUUUUGAAGAAGCAUUGAAGGAGGCUAACAAAAAGUUUGAAGAGAACAUGCAGUCAUACAACCUUUUGGGUCUUACGACAUCUGGUGGUUUGAACUAUGGAGCCUCACAGGCUGGCCAGCUGUACCCUCCAACGGUGCUCUUGGAUUUUUACCCAUUGGCUGCAUACUGCAACCAUGUUCUGACAGCUUUCAAUGACCUCAGGUUGUGUGCCCCUAUCAAUCUGGCAUGUCAGGUGGCAGAGGCAUUGACCAGGUCUCUACAGGAGGUCAACCGUAUCAUUCUUGCUUUCCACAGAGCUGAAGAAACAACUUUCAACCAGAAGGAGCAAGCGCAGUUUGAACAGUUCUGUGCUACAUAUGCUGCUGAUCUUCUUCCCUAUCUGAACCGCUGUCUCCAGGCUUUGUUUCCAACAUCACAGCUGUCCCUGAUGUUAGGAGUAUCAACAUCAGAAAUUGGCAGAAUGGGUAACAUUGGGCUGGUGGAUUUACCACUUAUCCUUUCACAAGUAGACCACCUCAUCCUCAAAGUGGAAGAAGAGACACUUCUUCUGAAUCAUCUGCACAGCCCACCACACUAUCUCAACCUGAAUCACCUGUACUGCCAGCCACACUCUCUCAGCCAGAAUCACCUGUACUGCCAGCCACAAUCUCUCAAGAUGAAUCACCUGAACUGCCUGCCACACUCUCUCAAGAUGAAUCACCUGAACUGCCUGCCACAUUGUCUCAACCACCAAACUUCCCUUCAUCAGAGCAAACAGCACAGGACCCUCUUUUGGAAUCAGCUUCCACAGAAACUGAAGCCCCACAAGCUUGUCUUCAGGAGACAGAGGCCCACACUGUAUCUGAAAUUGGUGCAAGUUUUACCCCAUCCACUCCCGACCUACAAGAUGAAACUGCAAGCCCUGAAAUUUCCAGAAAAAUUCAAGAAACUGUAGCCUCCACUACCCCUGCAGCUGUGCCAGGAAGCAGUAUCCUGCAGUUUGACACAAUAGAUCUAGAUAGUAUUCCUGAUGCUUGGUUAGAUGCUGGGGAGAAUGAUCUGUUGGACCAAGGACUUGAUGGGGAAAAUGGUGGUAAUGAAACUGAAGCCUAGGCAUGACUUCUGACGAGCGGCUAGAUUUAUUCAGCAUCCAAUGUAAUUUGAAGUUUUUGGGAAACAUGCAUUUUAUGCUUGCCUGUCUGUUAAGCAUACAAUAUAGGUGUCAGACAUUUUGUUUUCCAACUAAGAAUUGCUUUUAUUGUGCAAUGCUAAACAUCAGUUACGUGUGAAACAUGAAGAUUGACACAGGAGAAAGUUGUUUUCCUUGGUUUGCACAAAUGCAUUGGUUUUUUUGGGGGGGAGGGGAAAGAGCAGGAGUUGAAGGAGAAAGUGUUUUUCAUUAAGACCACACUCAUAUAGAUGUAGAUGAUGAUUGAUAAAUGGGCAAAAAAGGUUUAUCCCAGUUUUGUCUCUGCAUUGAAAGAGUAAUUGUGUUGCAUGGCCAUGUAAAAGCCUCAGUUUAAACAUCAACACAAUAGUCCCAUCUGGCCUUUCUCUUAAAACUGACAUAGCCUUAGUUUCUGGCAUGGUGUAAAACACUAACAAACCAUAAAACUGUGUCUGCCUAUGAAACAUUGAAGUCCAGCUUCAAAACCCACCUUCAAUAAUCCUGAUUUCAUCUUUUGCUUACUCAUCAAUUUCUCAUCUUUGUCCAUGCACUUUUUUACGAUUGCAAUGGUUAUUAUUAUCUGUUUGUUGUUGCCCAAGGUCUUUCCAGCAUGGUUGUCAGUUUGUUUUGUUUUUAUUGCACACAGCCUCCUAUACUCUCAACUACAUGUGGAAGUGCACUCGACAAAUUCAAGCAUUAUUUAUCAUCAGGUUUGAUGAUCAUUUUGAGAAAAAUUCAUUGCUCAUGGUUCCGUCAGUUCAGGAUAGCCAACAUCACCAAUAUGUAGGCAACCCUGUAGAAACACCUCUGUACUGGCUUGUACAAGUGCCCAGCAAGAAUUUUGAUGAACCUUAUGGAGGCGUAUGCAAUUGGUUUGGCUUUUUGGAUACAUUUAGACAGAGUUGUCAUGACAUCAUGCAGAC